AUGGAGUUCUCAAAUGGCCGGAAACGGGUGAUCGACAAGUUGACUCGCGGCCUUGAACUCAUCAACCACCUUCAAGUCAUGCUGAACGGUGAUGGUGCAUUAGAACAGUCUUUGGCAGAAGGUCUUGUAGACAAAAUCUUGGAUACUUUCAAGGACAGUCUUUCGAUUCUUAGCUCAACUGAGUCCAAUGGGAUUUCUCGAUUUCCAGCCGUGAAUUUGGACGGCCGAAAAUCUGAAGAUUCCAGCGAAAGUUGCAAGACUUUUGAGUGGAAAGAUCGGAGAGGACGAUACAAGAGAAGGAGAACUUCUGAGACAUGGACAAAAGACACCCCAACUUUGUUUGAAGAUGGUCAUGCUUGGAGAAAAUAUGGACAGAAAGUCAUCCUCAAUGCCAAACAUCCGAGGAGCUACUUGAGGUGCACCCACAAGUAUGAUCAAGGAUGCCAAGCAAGCAAACAAGUGCAGCAAAUUCAAGAUGAUCCACCAAUAUACAGGACCACAUACCUUGGCCAUCAUACAUGCAAGAACUUAUUUAAACCUUGUCAAAUCAUCAUGGAUUCCACUGUCAAGGAUUCUUCCAUAAUUUUGAGUUUCGGUUCAGGGUCGACAUCAACCAAACCUGUGGAAUAUAAGCCAGCGAGUCGGAUGAUUCCUGCAAUUUCGUCAUCUGAUUACUUUGUGGCUCAAACGACUGCAUUUUCAUCAGGAGCUGAUCAUGGGGAUUUGUUUUCUUCUGAUGUAUAUUCUUGCACUGCAAGUACUCACAGUAUGAUGGAGGCUGACGAUAUGCUGUUAGAGUCCCUAUUUGACGAUUUGCCUGAAUUUUGA
Molecule: messenger RNA, 828 nt
Organism: Fraxinus pennsylvanica
Lineage: Eukaryota; Viridiplantae; Streptophyta; Magnoliopsida; Lamiales; Oleaceae
Source: the annotation of a GenBank genome assembly